Messenger RNA from Erythranthe guttata (spotted monkey flower), 665 nucleotides. RefSeq lists its product as uncharacterized. NCBI's taxonomy places the organism in Eukaryota, Viridiplantae, Streptophyta, Magnoliopsida, Lamiales, Phrymaceae. The record is from RefSeq and is a predicted model, not a curated record.
CCACCUAAAUACAUGGAUAAUCACAUUCAGUUAAAAAAAAACAUGGACACUACUUCACAUUGCACCAAGUCAAAGGCAGCAAUUCACUCGUCACCAAACAAUUUAAAAAGAUAAAAAAAUGUAACAAUUUAUCGGUAAACUUAUAAAUACCUCGCAGAUAAAAAAAACAUUAAGCAUUCACACUAAAUUAAAUUACUUUUUUUUCCAAUAUUCGAAAAAUUUAGCAUCUUUUACUCGAAAAGUUACAAGUGAAAAAUGUCGAGCACCCAGUUCAACGCAGGAGAAAACCAUGGCCAGACCCAGAAGAAGACAGAGGAAUGGAUAGACUCAGCCAAGGGCACAGCACAGUCGGCACAUGAUAAGACAUGUGAUGCGCUUGGGAGAACCCAAGAGCAGGCCCACAGAAGCCAGGAAGAAAGUGCUGGAUUCCUUCAACAGACCGGAGAGAAGGUGGCUAAUAUGGCUCAGGGCGCCGUCGAUGGUGUGAAGAACACUCUUGGGAUGGGUGAGAAAAAGUGAGAGAAAAGGGCAUUGUUCUUAUUUUCCCCUGUUUUUUAAUGGUUUUAUUUAUGAAAUUAAUGAUAAUUGUUUGGUGGUUGCCAACUCCGAAGAUGUAAUAAGACAUUUAAUUUGCAAUUCCAUGCUAUGAGAAUAUAGGUAGAUUU